Messenger RNA from Drosophila mojavensis, 2111 nucleotides. Its product is annotated as serpin A3-5. The transcript is spliced from 2 exons. Bases 24 to 1955 code for a protein of 643 amino acids. The record is from RefSeq and is a predicted model, not a curated record. Gene Ontology annotation, molecular function: serine-type endopeptidase inhibitor activity. Lineage: Eukaryota; Metazoa; Arthropoda; Insecta; Diptera; Drosophilidae.
AAAUUUACUUCAGUUUUCGCAGAAUGGUCAAGAUAUCGCAUUCGUUGUUCGGGAUUGUCUUUAUGGCACUGGCUGCCAGGGAAUUGAUUCAUGGCGAAUCAAUAAAUUUAAAACUUAUUAAAGCCGUACUUAAGGACAAUCUUGGAGGCAAUGCCGCCUUUUCGCCUCGAAUCUUGAUAGACACCAUGAAAGGAUUUGCUGAUAUUUCCGGCGGGAACACAGUUGCAGAAAUUAAGAAUGUUAUGCUGUUUAAAAGUAGCAACCUGCUACGUGGCAGUAAUUACAGUUAUACGAAUCUUAGAUUGACGGACUAUACUGACGAACUAAAAGACGAUAUAACUUACGAAUAUAAAGAAACCUCCAAUGGGACUCUUAGAUUGACGGACUAUACUGACGAACUAAAAGACGAUAUAACUUACGAAUAUAAAGAAACCUCCAAUAGGAGUCUUGGAUUGACAGACUAUACUGACGAACUAAAAGACGAUAUAACUUACGAAUAUAAAGAAACAUCCAAUAGGAGUCUUGGAUUGACAGACUAUACUGACGAACUAAAAGACGAUAUAACUUACGAAUAUAAAGAAACCUCCAAUGGGACUCUUAGAUUGACGGACUACACUGACGAACUAAAAGACGAUAUAACUUACGAAUAUAAAGAAACCUCCAAUAGGAAUCUUGGAUUGACGGACUAUACUGACGAACUAAAUGACGAUAUAACCUACGAAUAUAAAGAAACCUCCAAUGGGACUCUUAGAUUGACGGACUAUACUGACGAACUAAAAGACGAUAUAACUUACGAAUAUAAAGAAACCUCCAAUGAGAAUCUUAGAUUGACGGACUAUACUGACGAACUAAAAGACGAUAUAACUUACGAAUAUAAAGAAACCUCCAAUAGGAAUCUUAGAUUGACGGACUAUACUGACGAACUAAAAGACGAUAUAACUUACGAAUAUAAAGAAACCUCCCAUAGGAAUCUUGGAUUGACGGACUAUACUGACAAACUAAGUGCCGAAAUAACUGACGAAUUUGACACGCCUAGAGAACUAACUGACGAAAUAAAUGAAGAAGUAACUAACAAAUUCGACUAUACAGUCGAGUCUGACCAAUUUGGUGAUUUGGAUGAAACUGAGUCUCGUGCUAUGUCAGACGUUACUCCCAUUAACUCAGCUAUAUUUGCCUCUAAAGAAGUUCUACCUGCUCUGGGAAAUACGGCGCAAGAAGUUAACUUUAACGACCCCCAAAAUGCUUUACAAACUAUCAAUGAUUGGGUAGCACAGCAAACUAAACGCAAAAUAAAGAAUUUCAUCGAUAGAAUUGAAGCAAACAUGAAAAUGAUCUUGAUCUCUACGGCCUCCUAUGAAGUAGAGUGGAAAUAUAAAUUCAAUCCCAAAUUGACGAAGAAGGAGAGCUUCUAUACGAGCCUAACUCAAACUAUUCCCGUCGAUAUGAUGAGCAUAAGCGGUAGAUUUUAUCGCAGAUAUAUCAAAAGUAUAGACGCCGACGUCUUACAACUGCCAUUUGCAAAAAAAGAAAUUAAAAUGACAAUUCUAUUGCCGAGGAAAAUAAAUGGCAUAGACAAGCUUCUUGAGAGUUUGACGACGCUCGAGCUGAAAAAUCUAAAGUUUAGUGGAAAGCCAACCAAACUAAUCGAUGUUAAAUUGCCCAAAUUCAAAGUAGACUUUAAAGUUGAUCUGAAGAAAUCGAUGCAGGGCCUGGGCGUUCACGAUUUGUUCAGCAAUGCGAAUUUUCCAAAUAUAACCAAUCACGGUGUAAUGAAAGUGAAUGCUAUAGUACAAAACGUCGCAGUGGAAGUAUCUGAACGUGGCGCCUUGUUUGCGUUUGCUGCAAGAGCACCCUCGUCAACUCCAAAAUUUGUAGUGGACCAUCCAUUUGUGUUUCUCAUCCGCCGAGGCAACGAUGUCUUUUUCGCAGGACGUGUCAACUUUGCCGAUAACUAGGAAAUUGUCGAAAUAAUAUCGGGAGCAGUUACUGAAGCCCACUGAUAGCUUUGCCUUUGCUCCCAGAACAUUUCAGCAACUGUUCAACCCAUCAACCCGAAUAGCUGAUCGAUUAUUUAGCUUUAGAGUUGUUGAUUAAAUCGGAUUGAUACAGUG